CUCGGAAAGUGGCCCACGACGUCACUUCCGACGGAAGGCCGGAAACCAGGCUCUCAGUUCCCGCGAUAACGAGGAAGACCACGCGAUUCUCAGUGGGACUUGUAGUUUUUCCUUUCCUGUUUUAGGGGCUGUCCUUCCAGUCUACAACUCACACCCACCUCGGACUGGAUUGGGAUAUCUGGGUGCGUGUUGGAAUGGGCGGGUCUGUUCUUAAUCUCGGCCUCGAGAGUGUAUCAUAGUAGGGGGCGGGGAGGUGGAUGGUAUCUCUUUUUUUUUUUUUUUUUGCUCCAAGGACAGGUCCUAAAGAGACGCAGUAGUCCCUCUCCCCUUUGGGGGCCAGGGAGGGGACCGGGUUGUGUCCGCCAUGUUGGUGAAGGCAAAGGAAGGCGACUGGCGCUGCGGGACUGACGGCUCUGCGGGCUCAAGUCGGCCAUAUUCAUAGAGGGAAGGUGGAUCCCUACCCCCGACACACACACAUCCGCGCCCCUGCUGCCCACCCCGCCCCGCGACUCUGCUCGGCGGGCCUUUCCCCUGCCUCGCUGGCCCCGCGUAGCCGUCAGCGCCUCAGGACGGGCUCACGACGGCGCCGAAUGAGGGGGGAAGGGACAUGCCGACCAAUUGCGCCGCGGCGGGCUGUGCCACUACCUACAACAAGCACAUUAACAUCAGCUUCCACAGGUUUCCUUUGGAUCCUAAAAGAAGAAAAGAAUGGGUUCGCCUGGUUAGGCGCAAAAAUUUUGUGCCAGGAAAACACACUUUUCUUUGUUCAAAGCACUUUGAAGCCUCCUGUUUUGACCUAACAGGACAAACUCGACGACUUAAAAUGGAUGCUGUUCCAACCAUUUUUGAUUUUUGUACCCAUAUAAAGUCUAUGAAACUCAAGUCACGGAAUCUUCUGAAGAAAAGUAACAGUUGUACUCCAACCGGACCUUCUAAUUUAAAAUCAAAUAUUAAUAGUCAACAAGUGCUACUUGAACACAGUUAUGCCUUUAGGAAUCCUAUGGAGGCAAAAAAGAGGAUAAUUAAACUGGAAAAAGAAAUAGCAAGUUUAAGAAGGAAAAUGAAAACUUGCCUACAAAAAGAACGCAGAGCAACUCGAAGAUGGAUCAAAGCCACUUGCUUGGUGAAGAAUCUAGAAGCAAAUAACAUAUUACCUAAAGGCACAUCUGAACACAUUUUACCAACUGCCUUAAGCAGUCUUCCUUUGGAGGAUUUCAAGAUUCUUGAACAAGACCAACAAGAGAAAACAUUACCGAUUCUCUAAAUAUAAACCAGAUCAAGAGUGCUUUUAUUUAAGGUUAGCCUGCACACAAAAAGAAAAAAAAAGAUUAGCUUGCAUCGAUCUUGAUGCCCAUCAUUUAUUCUAUUCAAAGGUAAAGAUAUUUAAGGAAAUAAUGCCAAAAUUGGGUAUUUAAUAAAGUUUUACUUGAAGUAACGUUCUUACUGUAUAACUUAUGAAGACUUGAUUACAAAAAUAGAAAACUUUAUGAAACUUAUUUGAAAAAGCAUGGAAGUGCCUUACAUGAGAAUUGCAUACAUUAAAAAUUUGCUAGGAAGUUUUGCAAGAUGUGUUUUUGCCUUUUUAAACAACUUUUGAAGAACAGUCUAUAACAAGUAAUGUGUUUAAUUUAUAUUAGAAAAAAAUGUUUUUGUGUACCAAAGUUGAGACAUUACAUUCUAAGUAAGGUAAGUAGGAGUUAACCAAUAUUAAAUAUGACUUUAAAACUGCUGGGGUUUGUAUUAAAUUAUUACUGACACUGUGAUUUGGAAACUUUACAGAAAAAAAGCCUGAGGUGCAGGGCAAGUUCUUUUAUUUAAACUUUCUAUAUCUUUUUAACAGUAAAAGUGAGCUAAUCAUAAUCUCCCUCAUAAGAAUAUUAUCUUUUAAAAUGGAUUGUAAAAUAUUUUGAAAAUAUUUUAAAUAUGAAGUACCCUUGAGUCAUCCAAGCUAGUAAGGACUCAAGUACCUCAGACUAGUAAAAACUGGUAGCUGGUUAUAUUAACCUUCUAAGAAAAUAUGUUGUGAAAUAAUGCAGAGAUCAGGAUCUAACUUUUACCUUUAACAAAAAGGUAACUGUAUACUACUCUUUUACUAAAAAAAAAUUUUUUUUAAUUUCAAAAUUGAUGCAUUAGUAAGCAAAUAUGCUACCAGUUCCGUUAGAAAACUCCCUCUGCCUUCAUGUAUGUUGAUACCAAAACUUUUAAGCUUUCCCUACCCCCAAAAACCUACAGUAGAAUUUAAUCAUAAAACAGUACUUACUAUAUUAUAUCUUUACAACUUAUAACUUAAAAUGGAAUCCGUUUUUCUUACACAUCAGCUUGCUUUUUAUUUCCUUUCUUAGUAAGAGUAGAAUAGAACAACCGUACUGCAUAAGGGAAAUAAAAUGUACUUCUCUACAAAAACACGUGUCUGUGAAAAAAGCUAUGCAAGUGCUAAUUAUUUUACAAAAUAGAAUAUCAGAACUAUUCUUAUAGUCGCCACUUGAACAAUUAAAGAGUUUGCCUUACUUCACCAGAUAAAUGUUUAAUAAGAACACUUCAAAUAGUUUUGAUCAAAUCCAGCAAAAAUUUACUAAUGUAUCAUGAUGUAUCAUGAAGUUAUUUAAUCCUGAUUCAAGCUUUCUGACACCACCAUAUAAAAGUAACAUACACCUAAUCGUAAAUUGCUAUAGGAAAGCCUAUAAAGUAAAUGCUACUUGAUGAUUUAAAAAAAAAAAUACUUCCUCCCUCCCUCCUUCCCCCCCCAACUGUUUAGAUUGCUGGGUUGUUGUUCUUUUUAUUUUAUUGAUGGGUGUGAGAGAGAGAGCCAUCGAUUUGUUGUUUCACUUAUUUAUGCAUUCAUUGGUUGAUUCUUAUAUGUGCCCUGACCAGGGAUUGAACCCCGCAACCUUGGUGUAUCAGGACGACACUCGAACCAACUGAGCUACCUGGCCAGAGCUUAGACUGCUGUUUUGCUUUGAUCCUAGCAACAGUCUUUUUAUAUUAUUGACACCCUCUUUUAAUAAGGAAUGCCUCCCAAGCAACUAGAUUUCACAAAGGCAAGGGUAGGAAAGUCUGUUUUAAUUGUAAGGCACUUACAACAAAUAUUUAUGAAAAUCCUUUUGUGUAUACAGGGUGGGGCAAAAGUAGGUUCACAGUUGUGAGUACAUGAAGCAGAGUUCUUAUUUAUUAAUUAUUGUAUUAUUUUCCAUAUGAACAACUAUAAACCUACUUUUGCUCCACCCUGUAUUGUAAACCUUGUUAGUCAUUUUAUCAUAAAUAUUAUAUUCAGCUCCAUGUUGUUGUUUUUUCUAAUAUGGCUUCAAAUUAUCUUUUUACCAAUACCUAGUCAAUAUUCAUCAGCAAACACUUAUUGACCAUAUCUACUUUAUACCUCAAAGUAAGUUAGAUAAAUAAUCAUUUAAACAUAAACUAUGCUUUCCAAAUACAGAUUCUCAUAUAGUUCACCACCUCUCCCCAAAACAAACACUAAUGUAGACUGAUUCCCAUUUACAAUAAUAACUUGCUAUCUUAAUAUAACAUUUUAAAAGUCACAAAAAUAGACCAUUAUGAAAUACAACAACCUUUCAGCAAUCUCCAUUAUUAUUUGAGACCACUAAAUAAACUGCCACUGAGUAAUUUUAAAGUGAAAAAUUUUUGGUAUUUUCCCUAUGUAAUUUUCAUGUUACUGUUCUGAUAACAUGUUCCAAACUCUCUACAUCAGGUUCUUUCAUUAACACACAUCUGUCUACCUUAAAAAUAGCCUUAUUCAUAGAAUAAAAUCUAAAAAGAAACUUAAAAUUCUAUUUUUAGUUUAUUGAUAAACAUCACUUUGACCAUAUACUAUAAACUAAUCAGAAUUAUACUAGCUCUUUUUCCUCUGCUGGACACAACACAUAUCCUCUGUUCAUUCAUUCUAUAUAUACUCUGUUCACUAACCUCUACAAAGAACCAGCCAAGCCUGGCAGGUAUGGCUCAGAAGUUGAAUCUCAGUCUAUGAACCAGGAGGUCAUGGUUCGAUUCCCGGUCAAGGCACAUGCCCGGGUUGUGGUUUUGAUCCCCACUGUGGGGCGUGCAGGAGGCAUCUGAUCAAUUAUUCUCUCUCAUCAUUGAUGUUUCUACCUCUCCCUCUUCCUCUCUGAAAUCAAUAAAAAUAAAAAUAUAUUUUAAAAAAAGAACCAGCCAAAGGCUAUAGUGACUUGAUAUAAAGAUGAAUCUAGCCUGCCCAGUGUGGCUCAGCUGGUUGAGUGUCAUUCCUUGCACCAAGAAGUCACUAAUUUGAUUCCCAGUCAGGGCACAUGCCCAGUUUGUAGGCUUGAUCCCCAAUGGUGGUAUGCAGGAAUCAGUCAGUCAAUCUCAUCAAUGUGUCUAUCCCUCUCCUCCCUCUAAAAACAAAUCAAUAAAAACAUUUUAAAAAUAAGUAAAAUGCUUUAAAAAAAAUUAGAUGAAUCUGACUCAAUUUUUUACCCUUAAGUUGCUCAGUCUCCUGAGAGAGAAAAAAAAUAUUUAUUAUACAACAUGAUAAAUGCUAUAAAGGACAUAUGUGUGAAGUACUUUGGUAAAUUGUGUUGAAUUGGAAUUUAAUGAGAAUAUAAACUUUAGACCUUCUUAUGAAACUAGAGGCCCGAUGCACGAAAUUUGUGCAAGGGGCUCGGCCCUCGCAGCCCCGGUUGCCUUGGACAGCCUGCGUACCCCUGGCCAGCCCUCACCACCCCAGCUUCGUCCAGAAGGUCAUCUGGAAGGACGCCGGAAGGUCGUCUGGCUGUUCGGUCUAAUUAGCAUAUUAAUUCUUUAUUAUAUAGGAUACUUCUCUUUUGAAACAGAGAUUUCUUAUGACUUAACCAAAGGAAGUAAAAGGACACUAAUGUUGACCUGAAUUACAUAGUGGUUUUUUUUUAAUGAGUUGUAAGAUAUUUUUCCCUUUAAAAUGAACAGUGAACAAAUUUGUUGUUAAUGGUAUCUUUGUUAACAGUAAAUAUAACUAAAUAAAAUACUACAUCAAAGCCAA
Messenger RNA from Myotis lucifugus (little brown bat), 4987 nucleotides. It is a transcript of the gene THAP2, whose product is annotated as THAP domain containing 2. Gene Ontology annotation, cellular component: nucleus. The transcript is spliced from 3 exons. NCBI's taxonomy places the organism in Eukaryota, Metazoa, Chordata, Mammalia, Chiroptera, Vespertilionidae. Bases 608 to 1264 code for a protein of 218 amino acids. The record is from RefSeq and is a predicted model, not a curated record.